GAGACCUGUGCGAAAAAGAACUAAUUCAGUGGAUCAACUGUGAAACUUGUUAGUGCUAAAUUUGUCCAAAUUUUUCUCAAAAAAAUGGUUAACAAAUUUAUAAUGUCGAAAACGCUGGAAGAAUCUCCAAAUGCCAACAUCAACAAGACUUUGUUGGAUAAGUAUUUGAGUUUACCCAUGCCUGAGGGAAAAAUUGUGGCAACCUACAUCUGGAUCGACGGCACCGGCGAGAACGUACGUUGUAAAGACCGCACACUGGAAUUUAUUCCUACUAAGGCAAGCGACUUGCCUAUUUGGAAUUAUGAUGGAAGCUCAUGUUAUCAAGCUGAGGGUCAUAAUUCUGAUGUUUAUUUGAAUCCGGUUACCAUUUACCGAGACCCAUUCCGACGUGGUAACAACAUUCUUGUUUUGUGCGAGACGUAUCAUUUCGAUGGAACCCCUACAGAAUCCAAUAAACGCCGAUCGUGUCGAGAAGUGUGCGACAAAGUGGCCGACAAGAAACCGUGGUUCGGGAUUGAGCAGGAAUAUACGCUGUUAGACAUCGAUGGUCGUCCACUAGGUUGGCCUAAAAACGGCUUCCCCGGUCCUCAAGGUCCUUACUAUUGCGGAGUUGGAGCCGAUAAGGUUUUUGCACGUGACAUUGUAGAGGCACACUACAGAGCUUGUCUAUAUGCCGGGGUUAAAAUAUGCGGUACCAAUGCAGAAGUCAUGCCAGCCCAGUGGGAAUUCCAAAUUGGACCGUGUGAAGGAAUAUCGAUCGGAGAUGAUCUGUGGAUGGCCAGAUUUUUGCUCCACAGGAUAGCUGAAGAGUUUGGAAUUGUGGCUACAUUGGACCCAAAACCGAUGUCUGGUGACUGGAACGGGGCAGGUGCUCACACAAAUGUAUCAACAAAAGCUAUGCGUGAAGAGGGAGGUAUUAAAGAAAUCGAAAAGGCUAUUGCUAAACUGUCUGAGUGUCAUGAACGUCACAUCCGGGCUUACGAUCCACAUGGAGGAAAGGACAACGAACGGCGCCUUACUGGCAAGCACGAAACCAGUUCGAUCCACGAUUUCAGCGCAGGUGUCGCUCAUCGUGGUGCUUCGAUUCGUAUUCCACGAGGUGUUGCUGAUGAUGGUAAAGGCUAUUUUGAGGAUCGUCGACCGAGCUCGAACUGCGAUCCGUACUGCGUCUCGGAGGCUAUUCUCAGAAGUAUUUGCUUGGAGGAGUAAAACAUUUCAACAAGCAAAGUUUGUAUUGUGCAUCUGUUAUGGUUACCUUUUAAAUACAUCAUUUAAUUGGAUUUGAUUUCUUUUAC
Molecule: messenger RNA, 1295 nt
Organism: Uranotaenia lowii
Lineage: Eukaryota; Metazoa; Arthropoda; Insecta; Diptera; Culicidae
Product: glutamine synthetase 2 cytoplasmic-like
Exons: 5
Coding region: 85-1209 (374 amino acids)
Cellular component (GO): cytoplasm
Molecular function (GO): glutamine synthetase activity
Source: RefSeq, a predicted model, not a curated record